Messenger RNA from Bombus impatiens (common eastern bumble bee), 724 nucleotides. It is a transcript of the gene Polr3K, whose product is annotated as DNA-directed RNA polymerase III subunit RPC10. The coding region runs from base 92 to 418 and encodes 108 amino acids. Gene Ontology annotation, cellular component: RNA polymerase III complex. The record is from RefSeq and is a predicted model, not a curated record. Gene Ontology annotation, molecular function: nucleic acid binding; zinc ion binding; DNA-directed RNA polymerase activity. Lineage: Eukaryota; Metazoa; Arthropoda; Insecta; Hymenoptera; Apidae. Gene Ontology annotation, biological process: DNA-templated transcription; termination of RNA polymerase III transcription. The transcript has 3 exons.
GGACCGGAGAAGAGCCUAUAAAGAACAAUAAAUAAUCAACGAAAAAUAUAGUUUGCUCUUCUAAUGAUUCAGCUGGAUCUGUAUUUGCACGAUGUUAAUGUUUUGCCCAACGUGUGGCAAUGUGCUCCGAGUAGAAGAAGCUGUGGCAGGAUUGCGUUUCGCGUGUAACACGUGUCCAUACAUAUUCAAUAUCGUGAGAAGAGUGAGCAGUCGUACGUAUCCAAAAUUAAAGGAGGUUGAUGAUGUAUUAGGUGGAAGCGCAGCUUGGGAGAACGUCGACUCUACUGAAGAAAGAUGUCCAAAGUGCUCUAAUCCUAGAGCAUAUUUCAUGCAAAUUCAAACCAGAUCUGCCGACGAGCCUAUGACAACAUUUUACAAAUGUUGCAAUCCUCAAUGUGGUCACAACUGGCGCGAGUAAAGUGCUAUUUCUUACUGGGCGGAAAGAGAAUGAUUUCGUAUGCAAAAGAAAUGGGUCCAAUGACUACUUUAAUAAAUUCAGCUCAUGAAGAAGUGGAAGCACUAAAAUGGCAUGGUAAUCAUUGGAUGUGCAAAGGAAACCGAACCAUAGCAGUAGCUGUCGCAUUAUUACAGAAAAAUGAAAUUAUAGCUGUUCCAACGGAUACAAUAUAUGGUCUUGCUUGUCUUGUAUCAAGCACCAGUGCCAUUGAAAAACUCUAUGAAAUUAAAGAACGCGAAGUAGAUAAGCCAUUAUCUAUUUGUGUUA